UUACGGACUGUGCUUGACUGAAACAGGCUCGUCUUAUUUUGCCGAGUGCUUCCUAUUUUUGCUUUCUGUUUUGAAGCUGUUGCGUGCAUAAGUACAUUUGUUGAGUAAAUAACCUACUCGAACGCAUAGAUAUUUUCCUAAAGUUGUUUGACUGCAAGACUCGCGGGUUUUCCUCUGAACGCAUCCUCUCCACUCAAAUAAUGGAUUUGGUCUGGAGCCUGUGCUUCGUUGGGACUCUCGGCGCUUGGUUUGCUUCUGCAGAAAGGCACAGCAUAUAUUGGAAUAGCACAAACAGCAAGUUCCUAAGGGACAGCUAUGCGGUGGAGGUGCGUCUGAACGACUACCUGGACAUCGUGUGCCCCCACUACCCGCUGGGCGAGGUGGCAUCGCAGGAUGCCGAGCGCUACGUGCUCUACAUGGUGGAGCGGGAGGACUACGACGCUUGCAAGCCUCAGUCCUACGACCAGAUGCGCUGGGAGUGCGGCCACCCCUUCGCCCCCCACGCCGCCGAGAAGUUCUCCGAGAAGUUCCAGCGUUUCACCCCCUUCACCCUGGGCAAGGAGUUCCGUCAGGGAGAGAGCUACUACUAUAUCUCCAAACCUCUGCACCACCACGGACAGGAGUGCCUCAGGCUCAGGGUAGACGUCGUAGCUACUGAUGGUUCUCAAGAGGCCAGGGUUGCAACUGGAGGAGCUGCAGCUGUACCUGGAGCUGGGGGUGGAGCACACAACCCCUCCAACAGACUGCCUGCAGAUGACCCAGUGGUAAUCCUGCCAGAGGUCCAGAAAAGUGUGCGGACAAAUUCGUCGGUGUCAAAGGCGUCCUUCUCCAUCCUGUCAUUGAUUGUCCCCGUCUUAUUAUUACUGUUGUUACAGUGAGACUACAAAUCUCAUAGACUUGAAGUUGGUCUGUGGGGAACCACAGACACAAAAGACAGUUCUCAAAGCCCAAGUGCUGGUCACUGGGAGAGGGACAUUUUUAAUCUCGUAAGUACGGAUGGACACAUGCACUAAGUGUGCUGAGUGAGAAUUUGGUUGGAGUUUUGUGGGAAGGCACUGAGCUUUCUCAAGAUGCCAGUAUUUCCUGGAGAGAUUUUGUUCUCUUUAAUGUUAGUGCUUUUGCUCUUCUCCUCAAAAAAAAAAAACAUAAUUCAUUUUGGAAAAGUGCGUAAGAAAUUUUUGAAGAGGAACAUAAAUGGACGAAGAACAAUCACUGAAGACAAAAGCUAAAGGACUUUCUUAUAUGGACAACUAUUUUGGAUUUGAUAUGAAUUUGUGUUAGGGGAAAAAAACUGCAUUUAGUGAAACAUCAUCUCUAAGCUUUUGAGCCAAAGAAUACAGUGAUCAUCUCUUCAGUGUGUAACUAUUCUAUUCCAACCUUGACUAUUGUGUUCUGUUUGUGGUAUUGUUAUUGUACUGUAAUUGAGUGGCACUAAAUGUCCAAGUGGUUCUUAAUGUAGCAUCGACAAAAGCAGGGGACGGGUUAGCUAACUAUUAAUGUUCCUGUGCAGACUCGACCAUGUGCUUUCACAGCACUAACCAUACAGCACAACAACAGACAGACUGACUGACAUCACAAUACAGAUCCAUGACAUAGUAGACACUACGUGAAAAGGUAUUGUGUACAUUCUGUGAAAAAUCAUUUGUAAAAGUUUGCAGUUGAAAGACAUACCGUAUGUUUAACAAAUGCUAUGCUGACUGUUGGUAAGUGAGCUCUCUCUGAGGGGGGAAGAGUUAGAAUGAGUGUUUCAGUGAGAGAGAACGUGUGCGAGGGAGAGCUAGAGGUCAAACAAAAAUGUUAAAACUGCCAAAAGCAAACACGGAUACAGUACAUUGUAUGUUGCAGUGUAAGGCAGACCUUCUGUAUAUCAGAUCAUGCACCCGUACCGUUUAAACUGACAAACAAAAUAACCCAGACUGAACUAUGCUCAUCACAGUGCUUGCCAGAGCAGUGUUGCACUGUUCUCUACCUCUGACACUAAAAAGUCAACCAAGUAAAAAUGUUUUUAUUCAAAAACAGUUGUAAUUUGGUUGGUAAUACACUAGAUGUACAAAAGUAUGUGGAUUUGGCUAUUUCAGCCACACCAGUUGCUGAGAGGUUUAUAAAAUCGGGCACACAGUCAUGCAAUCUCUAUAGACAAACAUUGGCCCUAGAAUGGCCUUACUGAAGAGCUCAGUGACUUUCAACGUGGCACCGUCAUAGAAUGCCACCUUCCCAACAAGUCUGUUUGUCAAAUUUCUGCCCUGCUAGAGCUGCCACGGUCAUAAAUGCUGUUAUUGGGAAGUGGAAACAUCUAGGAGCGACAACAGCUCAGCUGCGAAGUGGUAGUGGCAAGCUCACAGAACAGAACCGCUGUUGCAACACUCACUACCGGGUUCCAAACUGCCUCUAGAAGCAACGUCGGCACAAUAACUGUUCGUCGGGAGCUUCAUGAAAUGGGGUUUCCACGGCUGAGCAGCCGCACACAAGCCUAAGACCACCAUGUGCAAUGCCAAACGUUGGCUAGAGUGGUGUAAAGCUCUCCACAAUUGGAGCGGUGGAAAUGCUUUCUCUGGAGUGAUGACUCACACAUCACCAUCUGGGUUUGGCGGAUGCCAGGAGAAUGCUACCUGCCCCGAUGCAUAGUGCCCUGACCUCAACCCCAUCAAACACCUUUGGAUGAAUUGGAACGAUGACUGCGAGCCCGGCCUAAUCACCCAACAUCAGUGCCCGACCUCACUAGUGCUCUUGUGGCUGAAUGGAAGCAAAUCCAGGGCAGCAAUCUUCACACAUCUAGUGAAAAGCCUUCCAAGAAUAGUAGAGUUUGUUAUAGCAGCAAAGGGGGGGGACCAACUCCAUAUUAAUGCCCAUGAUUUUGGAAUGAGAUGUUUGACGAGCAGGUAUCCACAUACUUUUGGUCAUGUAGUGUAAUUUACAAUUUGGUUGUAUUAUAAUGUAAUUUGCCAGUCAGGGUUAUACUGCUAGGGUAAGAUUAUAGGCCUACACACCCAGUCAGGCACACAGAACUCACUGAAACCACAAGACACAGUAUCAAUCACAGCUGCCAAGCCCAACUUCACGGGUGGUUUGAACAACAGACAACAUUAUAUGGCUAACAUUGAGUCAAUCCUUUUUGUUACCUUAUUUUGUAUAUGUGUAAGUAAAGUGUAUUAUAUGUGUAUAUAUAUAGAAGAUUAUAUAAAGACCCCAUUUGAUAAUUAUGAUAAAUGUGAACUUCUCAUGUGAAAUAAAAUAUAUUUUUGUGAAAACAAGAACAA
Molecule: messenger RNA, 3257 nt
Organism: Salvelinus fontinalis (brook trout)
Lineage: Eukaryota; Metazoa; Chordata; Actinopteri; Salmoniformes; Salmonidae
Product: ephrin-A1-like
Exons: 5
Coding region: 201-878 (225 amino acids)
Biological process (GO): ephrin receptor signaling pathway; axon guidance
Cellular component (GO): plasma membrane
Molecular function (GO): ephrin receptor binding
Source: RefSeq, a predicted model, not a curated record